AUGCCAAUUACCGUUACGCCCCUCGAAGGUAAACCAUUAGGUGCCAAGAUUACUCUUCCAGAAGGAUGUACUGAUCCCAGUACAUUGUCAGAUGAAGAUUUUGAUGCUCUUUACAAAGCUCUCCACGAGCAUUUGGUUAUCGUUAUACCAAAUAUGGCCGAAUUACCACCAAAAUCUCAAUGGAAAUUGACGACUAAAUUUGAUCCAACUUGUGAUCAAAGUGGUAAGGCAUACGGUCACGGUAAGGAAUUCCGUCAUGAUAAAUCUGUUCUUAAGAGGGAUGGUACUUCUGUACCUGAUCAACCUCAAGUACAAGUUCUUGGUCAGGGCGACUGGGAAGCAGGUCACUACGGAUUAGGUGAAGUUACAUUAAGACAUCCAGUACACUUCGAUUUUCAUAGAUAUCCAUUGACUAACGAAGAAGCUUAUGAAAAGGAUAUAACUAGAUUUUACAGAUGGCAUAUUGAUUCUGCGCUUUACGAUUUAGCACCACCGGUCUGUACGACACUUCUAGGUAUUCACGUUCCACCACAAUCUAAAACACAAACAGUGGAUUAUGGCGAUGGUGAAAAAUUAGAAGUGACUCAAGGUGCAACUGCAUUUGUUUCUGGUGCCAAGGCAUUCGAAUUGCUAUCUCCAGAAGAACAGAAAAAGGCAUUAGGUACAAAAGUCGUUUAUGCACCACAUCCAUAUAUCUUCAUUUCUCCAGCUAGAGCUACUUCUGAUGGCUUAACUAUGGUUUCUGAAGGUAAAGAAUUACCAUUUGAUGAAUUACCACCAUGGGAAGAAUCAAAAGUUAAGGAACUACCAAUGGUUUGGACAAAUCCAGUUACAAAGAAACCUCACUUACAAGUUCAUGGUUGUUGUUUGUACAAAUUAAAAUUACCUGAUGGUACGGUCUUGGAACUUGAACAGGCCCGUGAGGCGGUUCACAAGAUGAUGAGACCGGCAAUUGCUCCUCAACAUGUUUAUGCACACUCCUGGGAAUCUGGUGAUUUAGCCAUUUUCUUUAAUAGAGGUGUUUGGCAUUCAGUUACUGGACAAUUCAAACCUGGUGAAAGAAGAUUGAUGCACCAAUGUAACAUUGCAUCAGGAAAGGAUCCUGUUAAUUUAAAUGCUGUUCCCGAACAAUCUGUCCCAGUCGGAAGUGAGAAUGUAAAUGCUGAAACGGUCAAGAAGGAAGGUAUUCCAGCAUGA
Molecule: messenger RNA, 1197 nt
Organism: Zygosaccharomyces rouxii
Lineage: Eukaryota; Fungi; Ascomycota; Saccharomycetes; Saccharomycetales; Saccharomycetaceae
Product: TauD/TfdA dioxygenase family protein
Exons: 1
Coding region: 1-1197 (398 amino acids)
Molecular function (GO): oxidoreductase activity
Source: RefSeq, a predicted model, not a curated record